UGAACCCUACUCGUAUCUAAAUAGAACUUUGGUCGUUUAAUAUUAAGGCGUUGUGUGUUUAUAAUUAAUUUUCCUGGAUCUAUGUGUUAUUCUCUUUGUAAAAUACCUAAUAAAUCUUUUUUAGAUGUUUAAAGUGUUCCGUUAAAAUGAAAAUUAAGUUUUCGAUUCUAUAACUCAGCUAUUCUAUUAUUGGAACCUAGAUAAUUUCUGAGUGUCUGAAGUCGUUUAUUGUGUACUGACAUUGCAUUUACAUUUUUUAUAUUGACAUAGCCAUGGUGAUAUAGAAAUAAUUGGAAAAUAUUAAAUACCGACAUUUUCGAACUAACAUUGAAAGAUAGCAUUACGUCAGAGUCAUCAGCGGUCGAAUGUGUGAUUGUUGGAAUACAAAAUGGAGGAAUCUGAGGACAACAUGAGCUCAGAAGACAUUAGGUAUGAUAAUAGUCCUUUGACUGCCCGAGUUAAGCCAAAAAAACGAUCAUUAAUUGAACGCGAAUUAGAAACUAAUUUAACAGCGAGAGUAACUUCUCCUAUUACAAAUUCUGAUUUAGGCAGCACCAGUCGUUAUGGCAGAGCUCGGAGGAUUAAAACUGAUAGUGAUUUUUGCGAUAUAGAGAAAACGGUAACAAAAAAUCUUAAGUCACCGAACCCUAAGCCGGAGAAAUCACCUAAUACUAUACAGUCUCCAGUCUAUAAAAUGCACGCUUCCAAUUCUCCCAUCAGAAUUGAAACACCAAAGCAUUCAGAAAACUCCUUAGACAAUACGAUAGAGAGUAUUUAUAGUGAAAACAAUUCUCUGAGUCGUUUUGGUUCUGAAGAAAAGAAAUCGAAAUCAUCAACAAAGAAAUAUCCUAAAGUAUACAUACGAAAAGACCUCAUACAAAGUAAAGAUAAAGACACCGAUGAUACUGUUGUUCUGAUAAAAAAUAUGUUUUCUCCGAGUAAUAGUAACAAAACAUCCAAUUAUUUAAAUAGCCUAGAUGAUUCUGAGAAGUAUAAUUCACAUACUACAAAAAAAGCUUCGAAUGGAUAUUUGAAUUCUGUUGUUAAAACAUUAGAUUUUGGUGGUAGUAAGAAGAAAAAGAAUGUUGGAUCUGAGAUGGGUUUUUCUAAAAGUGAAUUGUUUGAAAUGGAGGCCAAGAGUGAGUACCAGGUUGGUGAUUUGGCUUGGGCAAGAAUGGGAACAUAUCCUUUUUGGCCAUGCAUUGUAACUAGAGAUCCGUUGAGUGAAAUGUUUGUUAAGAAAAAGUUGUUUGGACGUAUUGAGCGAGAUGUCUUACAUGUGACCUUCUUUGGUGACAAUGGGCGCCGCGGCUGGAUCGUGGACAGCAUGUUGAAGAAGUUCCUUGGUCAGCUCGAGUUUGAAGCAACACGCAUGAAUUUUACACCCGAGGCUAAAAAGAAGGAUUCCAGGCUAUACUCUGCUUUCUUCAUAUCAGAUAAAAAAUUAUCGUCAUGGCAAAUUUCGGUCGAAGAAGCGGAGACACUGUUGAGAGAACCAAAAAGAUUAAGAAUCGACAUCCUAAAUGAUAUGCUUGAAAAAUCUCGAGUAGGCAAAGGUACUCCGAAACAAGAGAAAAGUAAGAGAAUUACCAGAACAAAUAGUGAUGUGUCUUUAAGUGAAAGUUUGUAUGAUACACUAUUUUCUGAAGAUGACACCAAAGCAAAUGAUUCAGAAAGAUCAAGAAGCAAAAGCAGAAAUAGAUCCUUAAAUGUGUCAGAAGUUGUAACUGCUUGUCUCGACAAUAUGGCAGCUAAAACUGGGAUUACUAAAAUCCAAAGGCAAUCACACAUGGAUAGAUGGCUGCAAAAAGCCAAGUCAAAGACACCCGAAAAAUCUCACAUCAAAUCUCACAGUGGUAAAUCAAAUAACAGUGCCAAAAUUAAAAAAAACCUACCUCGAGAUGCACAUUCCAAAAAUGUCAGACACUGUAGAAAAUCCAGCCUUGAAUCUCAACCUGAAAAUGAAACUAAAUUAACAUCACACCAAAAUGAACAUGAUUAUAGUCAAAAUUAUUGUGAGGGUAAUAGUCCUGUCAUUUUAGAUGAUGUCGAAAUUGAAUAUGAGAAUGCAGAAAUAUUUACAACAGAUUCAGUUGAACCUGGUUCAGGCAUAGGUAUUAUAUCUAAAGUUGAAACCCUUUGUCCUAAGGAAGCUUUGGAUAAAAAUGAAGAAAGUGUGAUAAUAACAGUUGUAAAUGAUGACAUUAGUGUUUCUGAAUCAAAAGUUGAAAGUGAAAUUGGUAAUCGAAUCAAUGAACACUUAGAUACUGGAGGUGAUUUGAACAGUGAAGUACAAAUUGAUGCAAAAUCUGAAAAAAUGCUCGAAGAUUCCAAAAAAAUAAAAGACAUAGAAAUAGAAAAAGACAGUCAAACUGAUUCUGUAAAUGCUGAUGUAACAGAAAAUAUGGAAAUUGAUGAUGACACUAGUGAAGGUAUAAUUGAAAAUUCAUUAGAAAGUGCAAUUAUUAAUAAUAAGGAAUUAGAAGUUAAGUCUGGUGAACCAAGUAAUAAUGUUUUAAGUACAGAUGGGGGUGAAGAAUGCAUGGAAGUGAGUGACUUGCAUACAGAUAUUGAAUCUAAUAAUAUGAAUGAAAUACUUAAUAAUGAAUUACCACUAAUUAAUACCUUUUGUAUUUCUUCAAGUGUCAACAACCCCAAUGUUAUCAAUGAAGAAAGCAGUACAAUUAUAAAUACUUUACAAGAAAAAGAUGUAAAUGAAAAAUUUGAGAAGAAACAAGUUAAAAAUAUUUAUCGAAAUAAAAGACAAUCGAAAGUGUUAGAAGUUAGUGAUUUGAACAAAGAUAAUAUUAAUAUAGGAAGUACAAGUGAAAAUUGUGUGGAAAUCUUAAAAUUAGACAGUAUAAAUGUAAAUGUUGACAAUAAUGUCGCCCUCGAGAAGAUUGAAGACAGUUGUAAUAAAGAUAGUGUAAAUAAUAAGGAAAGUUCUAAUGAUAUAGUUAAAGCAGCUGAAGGAAGUAAAUUAGUUACACUAGAAUUAAAAAAACAAAUUAUAAACAAUAAAAAAAAACUAGAAAAUGGCUUGUGUGACGACGAAAAUGUUCAAUCAGAUAAUGAAGGCGUAGCGCCUUCAACUGUUACUCUAAAGUUAAAAAAUAUAACUAAAUAUAAGUUGUCUCUUAAUAAGUCAGCAGAGAAAACAAGCGACUCGAUAAAAAAACCUGAUACAUUUGAAAUAAAAUCUAAAAAUUGUAAUGUAAUCAAAACAUCACCUAAUUGUGAAAGUAAAGCAAAAAAUUUUCACUAUAAAAACUGCGCAAUCACUAAGGAUAACAUCAUAAGUUUAGAUUCCGUUAGUAGUUUAGAACUAGUAACGAUAGAAGGUACAAUAAUAACACAAAAUGGUUUUACUGAUCAUGAUAAAUUUGAAACAUGCACUGUCGAAAAUGUGGAACUUGUUCCUAAUAAAGAAAUAAAUGACAAUACAGAGAUUAAUAUAAAUCAGAUUGAUGAAAUAAAUUUUCAAGUUAGCGACAAAGAUUUUGAUAAUAUAAAUAUUUCUAAUUAUGUGGUACAGCCGUUACAAACGGAAGGCGAGUGUGUUACAUGGAAUGGAUAUCACGAAACAAAUAAAAUUGAUAUAACCGAAAAACAAAAACAAAUUGAUGUUAAACAAAAUACCUGUAAUGAAGACAAUAUUUUUAUUGAAACUAAUUUCAUAGAAGAUAAUGAAGAGAUUUCACCAUAUGAGUCAGGUUUAAAUACUUGUAGCAAUAUUUCUGUUUCAGAAGAUUUAGUUGAAAAAGAUACAAAUAUUUAUGAUAAAACUAAUCUAGAAACAGAUGAAAAAGAACCUGAUAGUAUGUCAGUAAAAUCAGAAGACAGUGAAGCAUCACUAAGUAAAAAAAAACAACGCACAAAAGAUAAUAAAAAGAAAUUUGAAGAACCGGACUUUUUAAAGUAUUUAGAACUAAGACAAGAUGCAGUUAUGGACGAACAUCCAGAACUGUCACUCGAAGAUAUCACCAAUUAUUUGUAUAAUACAUGGCUUUAUGAAGAGAGUUUGAAAACUGACACAAAAAAAGCAGAUGACGUGGAUCAAGCAAAUUUAGUCAAAGGCCUAAACCAAGACACAAUCCCGCUGAAAAAAGUUCGUAAAAAGACUAGAGUCGACAAAGAAAAAGAUAAAGAACGAAACUUUGACAAAGAGGAAAAUAUACAAAAGGAAAAAUCAAAACGAAGAAUUAUUAGACCAUACUACAGAGAAGAUUUUUCAGAUGCCGAAGAGGAUUCGGAAUAUUUUGACAUCUUUAAAGUAAAACAAAAAGCUCCUAAGCAAAUUGAUAAUUUAAAUGAACCAAUUAUAAAUGUAAGCUAUCAAAAUGAUUUUACAACAAGUGAAGAACCAAUUGAAUAUGAAGAAGAGAUGGGACAAGACGAAAUAGAUCAAGUUGAAGAAUAUUUUAGACAACUAACUGCCCCUAAGCCUAAUUUGUUUAAAGGUUUAAUAAGGGAAAAAGUUUGUGAAAUCUGUGAAAGAGUUGGCAAUCUUGUGAAAUGUAAAGGAUGUCACUGUAUGUUUCACACUGAUUGUGAUAAAAAACAAACUGAAAUCAUCGAAAUAUCUGCACCUAUUAGAGGAGGUAGAAAAAAGAAGAAAAAAAGGGGAAGGAAAGCAAAAGAAGAUAAUAAUGGUCUAGAUUCUGAAAGUCAGAGUGACGAAAAAUCUCAAGAUGCAAACAUUUCCGAUGAAAUCCAGAAUACGUCUAUCGAUGAAGAAGAUUCUCAUAUAGUGGCUGAUGCGGAAGUAUUUGAAGCUCAGCUUGUUGCUAAAAUGAAAGAAAUCCUCGAAACUCCAGAUGAAUUGGAUUAUGAUUCGUAUUCGAACGAUGAAAACGAUUGGAGCGAUAUUGAUGUUGGGGAAUGCAAAAUAGUAGACAUAAAACCGCGUCUAAAAGAUCGAGAAGAAAAUACCGAUUAUUCAGACUUUAAAUGCUAUAAUUGUCAAAAAAACGAAAUACCAAUUUGUUUUGUUUGUAAAUCAUCUAUUUCUCCUAAAGAUAAAGCGGAACAUAGACAGCGGUGUCAAGUAGCACACUGUCAAAAGUACUAUCAUCUAGAAUGUUUGGACCAUUGGCCCCAAACACAAUUCAACGCUGGCGAACUUUCUAGAACGAAUAAAAGUAAUGAAUACUGUGAGGCAUUGUCCUGUCCAAGACAUGUGUGUCAUACUUGUGUUUGUGAUGAUCCGAGAGGCUGCAAAACGAGGUUUAGUGGGGAUAAGCUAGCUAGAUGCAUCAGAUGUCCCGCUACAUACCAUACAUUCACCAAAUGUCUUCCAGCGGGCACACAGAUUUUGACUGGCUCACAUAUUAUUUGUCCCAGACAUUAUGAGCAUAGGCCUGGUAAAGUUCCUUGUCACGUUAAUACUGGCUGGUGUUUCAUAUGUGCUUUGGGGGGCUCACUGAUAUGCUGCGAGUACUGCCCCACAUCCUUCCACGCUGAGUGCCUUAAUAUUAAACCACCUGAAGGUGGUUACAUGUGUGAAGAUUGUGAAACUGGUCGGUUGCCUCUGUACGGGGAAAUGGUUUGGGUGAAAUUAGGACACUAUAGAUGGUGGCCGGGUAUAAUCCUACACCCGUCAGAAAUACCACAUAACAUAUUAGCGGUUAAGCAUUCCCAAGGAGAAUUUGUGGUGCGAUUUUUUGGUCAGUAUGAUCACUAUUGGGUGAAUAGGGGACGCGUGUUUCCCUUUCAAGAAGGUGAUUCUGGAAAAGUGUCUAGUCAGAAGUCUAAAAUAGACGCAGCAUUCACGAUGGCGAUGGAGCACGCGCAGAGGGCCUGUGAAAUACUUAAAACCGCAUCGCCCAACGAAGAGGAAUCGAUCGACAUCGCGUCGUCCCUGCUGCCGCCGCACUACGUCAAGCUGCGCGUCAACAAGCCGUGCGGCUCGCUGUGCGGGAGGAGGAUAGACGUAGAGGAGAGCUCGCUCACCCAGUGCGAGUGCGACCCCGCCGACGUGGACCCGUGCGGGCCCUACACGCAGUGCCUUAAUAGAAUGUUACUGACAGAGUGCGGUCCGACGUGUCGCGCGGGGGAUCGUUGCAAUAACAGAGCGUUCGAGAAACGCCUAUAUCCCAAGAUGGUGCCUUACCGGACCCCCCACAGGGGUUGGGGUCUGAAGACGCUAGUCGAUGUCAAAGCAGGUCAAUUUGUAAUUGAAUAUGUUGGUGAGCUGAUAGAUGAAGAUGAAUUCAAGAGACGCAUGCGCAGGAAACACGAGGUCCGAGACGAGAACUUUUAUUUCCUAACACUGGAUAAGGAGAGGAUGAUAGAUGCCGGCCCGAAAGGGAACUUUGCAAGGUUCAUGAACCAUUCCUGUGAGCCGAACUGUGAGACGCAGAAGUGGACGGUGUUGGGUGAUAUACGUGUCGGUCUGUUUGCGCUUUACGAUAUACCUGCUAAUAGUGAACUAACAUUCAACUACAAUUUAGAAUCAGCCGGUAUCGAGAAGAAACGUUGUAUGUGUGGUGCGAAGCGUUGUUCGGGUUAUAUAGGAGCUAAGCCAAAACAGGAUGAUCAACCAAAGAAAACUAAAAUAACAACAAAGCGUACGUACAAAAAGCGCAAACAGAUAGAGGAUUCGCCGUCAACCAGUCGGAACAAGCCAAGAAACAGAGUCGGUAGACCUAAUAAACCGAGAGAAUUGACGGAAAUAGAAAAAGACUUGCUGAUAAUCAAAAAUGCAACAAGCGGCAUUUCUAGCGAUUCAGAAUGCAGCGGAAGGCUCAGCAGUAUUGAUAGUUCAAGAGAUGCCAAAGCUUCGAAGAGGAAACGAACGAAUGUGUCGACGGAGGAAGUCCUUUCAUCCCCGAGUACGAAACGGAUGAAGAGUGAACUGAAAUCGAGCGAAUUGGACUGAUUGAAUGACGUUCUAAAUCAUGUUAAUAGUUUCAUUUGUACGUUGAGAAUUAUGAAUUUUAUUUACUUGUAAAUAAUUAGUUAUCGCUUUACAUAUCAGCUGCUAUGAAUAAAUAUGUAUUCGAA
Molecule: messenger RNA, 7005 nt
Organism: Vanessa tameamea
Lineage: Eukaryota; Metazoa; Arthropoda; Insecta; Lepidoptera; Nymphalidae
Exons: 14
Coding region: 389-6880 (2163 amino acids)
Cellular component (GO): nucleus
Molecular function (GO): protein binding; histone methyltransferase activity
Source: RefSeq, a predicted model, not a curated record